Schistocerca nitens (vagrant locust) is the source of this 1114-nucleotide messenger RNA. RefSeq names its product 39S ribosomal protein L17, mitochondrial (gene mRpL17). The record is from RefSeq and is a predicted model, not a curated record. NCBI's taxonomy places the organism in Eukaryota, Metazoa, Arthropoda, Insecta, Orthoptera, Acrididae. Gene Ontology annotation, molecular function: structural constituent of ribosome. Bases 142 to 798 code for a protein of 218 amino acids. The transcript is spliced from 3 exons. Gene Ontology annotation, cellular component: mitochondrial large ribosomal subunit; ribosome. Gene Ontology annotation, biological process: translation.
AUCUCUGGUCCAAAGAUGUCUUAAGCAAUGCGGUUUGUGUUCUGUGUGUGUGUGGUAAGAUUUGUUUGUGUAUACUACGAGCAGUAAGAGACUAAGUGGGGAACGCUGUGAAGGGAAGAGAAGAGAAAGGGUGUUAAUAAAAUGAAUCAAGCAGAUAUUUCGAAGGUAGUUUCGCGUCUCAGAAUUCCCGUCAAACCACGGCACAGGAACUUAAAGAAUGUGGAAGGCCCUGAAGGACGAUUAAAGAAACUGCGUAAGACGGUUACUGCGCUCGUAAAGUUUGAGAGAAUCGAAUUAAAUUACAACAGAGCAGAUGAAGCCAGAGGAUAUGCCGAACGUCUCAUAUCCGAGGCUAUUAGGCACGGCGACUGUCAUAAACCUACGAUGGAAAUUGCCGAUUAUUGGUUAUUAGAGAAGCAACUUGUUCACAAACUCUUCAAAGUUCUGGUACCGCGAUAUAAGGAUUAUACAAUUUCAUACACGCGACUGCUACCAGCACCGACAAUCUAUCCAGGAUCGCACUUAGCCAGAUCUGUUUUAGAACUUAGAGGUAAUAUCUACCCUCCUUUGGUGCCAGAUACGACCUCAAAUCGUGGCCUCCUGCACAAUGUUCUACUGGAUGAGGCACGACGAGAGUUUCGCGCCAAGAAGUACGCCGAGAUAGCUGCUUCUGUAGGGAAGAGUUCUGUGAAAACCCCAUCCUCGCACACAGAGGCACCUGUGAAAGACUCCAGUGUGUCUUCUGGUGAAAGUCCAUCUUCAAAACCUGAGGAAGAUGCUCAUCCAUCAGCUGUAUAGUGUGGCUGCCAGUUAACUGUGUGUAAUUUUUUCUAGUUGCAGAGCAGGUCUCAAAACAUAUGUAGUUAUAAAAAAAAGAAAACUUAUAUGCAGUCACAUAAUUGGCAGUUUUACUUACAUAUAAUUUUUUAGGUCAUUGUAAGAGUGAUCUGUCUUUGAGCGAUUGAUUGUUUUUCACCAUUCAGCUAGGUAAUUUUGUAAAGAGACUACAAGAAAAAAUGUUUCUGCUACAUGCAGCUUUUCUUCCUAUACUACUGCUAUACUACUGAACUGUUUCGAAAAUGUGUGUGUUGUGUAAAUAAAUUAUUAGACUGUU